This is a messenger RNA of Aspergillus heteromorphus CBS 117.55, 1722 nucleotides long. RefSeq lists its product as uncharacterized. The record is from RefSeq and is a predicted model, not a curated record. The coding region runs from base 226 to 1398 and encodes 390 amino acids. Lineage: Eukaryota; Fungi; Ascomycota; Eurotiomycetes; Eurotiales; Aspergillaceae. The transcript is spliced from 3 exons.
CACUCUGGCGACCGUGGUAAGUAGUUUGAGGCCUGAUCGACCUGCAUACCAUGCAGCCUGGGUUGAUUCUUUCUCUAGGCCCUAGGUCUAUGUCUGUCGAGGGUGGCCGGACUAUUGUUGGCGACAUGGCGACGGAAAAGCGGCCCUUCCGAUAACCCAUCCGGAUCUCCCACAGCUGGUUCUUUCUGCGACCCUUGCGAAUCCCCAUUGUCUGAAUGGUCUAACAUGUCCGAGUGGUCUCACGACAUGGCCGAGUCGUCUGGUGACGAGGUUGAGAGUGUUACUCGGUCUACGUCUGUCGAGAGUGAUAAUGCUGUUGCUGGCGAGAGCGCCAUGGACGAAAGCUUGAAGAGACUUCAUGACAUUGGAGGAUUUGGCAACCAGAAUGAAUGGAAAACCAUGCAUGUCUCGAUAAACCUUGCCGGUAAAUCUGACUUUAUGGAUCCCCCUGAGGAUCUGGUACUCAACGCUAGUUGCGUGGGUCACAGAGCAAGUCAAGGUGUCCUUAGAACCGCGUACAUCGGUAUGGCGAUAGGGCUGAUAAACUUCGUGGUCGCUUUCGACGUUCCUCCGCCACCGACCCAGCCUGAUGAGGAGCCAACGCCGACGAUCGUUCAGCAAUGUAUCGAUCUUUACGUCAACAAGUCAUUUGAGAAACUGAUUCGGUUUCUAGUACCGACCUGCAAUCCUCUUUUCGAAGAGAAGUUGGCUGAUCCUCCAACCACUCUGGAAUCCGUUCUGGAACGCGGGUUAGUUUCCAUCCGGAUCACUUCCGCGGACGAAGAGACGGUGAUUUUUGAACCCUACCCGGAAGUCUUCCCAGAAAAGGAAAGAAUCGACUGGGUUUCCCUGAAGGGUGAUCUGGUGAAUGUCCCCGUCUUUGAACUGUCGGAGGUGGAGAAUUUCCGCAUAGGGGGCAAUGGCCAUGUGUAUCAAGUCAGUAUCAAAGGGAAAACCUUCCUCUACAAACCGGCAAAGGCGCUUGGACCUCUUGCCCGGGAAAUUUCGAUGUUACAGAAGGUAGUCGGGUGUUCUCUUCGGGUACCGAAAGUGGAAGGGAUACUUGGUAUAAAUACCAAGUAUUCCGGGAUCCUGAUAACAUUUAUCCCCAGUUCUUUUACUCUUUCUCAUUGGACUGCAUUUGAAGCAAGCGUUGCCGAGCGCCAGAAGUGGUAUGAUCAAGUAUCUGAAACCAUUCGCAUUCUUCACAAGAAUGAUUGUUGUUGGGGAGAUGCCAAGGAUGAAAACAUUGUGAUCGAUAAGAAUCGUGAUGCAUGGCUCGUUGAUUUCGAAGGGGGUUAUUCACCCGGCUGGGUUGAUGUUGAACUUAGGAACACUUUUGCUGGAGACUUGCAGGCAUUGAGCAGGCUUCCCAGAUCCUUGCGCUUGUGCGAUUGAGUCACCAUCCACUGUGAACCGUCUUGUGUCUGUAUCUAGAGCUGUGCAUUCGAUUUCCAUGCAAUUCCGCCCUGUUGUGAGCUCCACAGGCUCGCUUGAAAAAUGGGGUGGCAAUAAGGGCUUGCAAUAUGACAGCCACUGCUUGUCUCAACGUCUCAGACUUCUGAUAACCAACCUAUAAGGAUCUUGCAGGCCCAUCACAGCCCCCAUCCGCCGCCAAUUAAAGUAUACCCUGAGGUUUUACUUUACAGUGACUUUGAAUAGGAUCCUAUUACUACCUACGUCGGUACCUACUAUCGCAGACAUACUACCAUCCGAAUUGAC